Carlito syrichta (Philippine tarsier) is the source of this 650-nucleotide messenger RNA. RefSeq names its product huntingtin interacting protein K (gene HYPK). NCBI's taxonomy places the organism in Eukaryota, Metazoa, Chordata, Mammalia, Primates, Tarsiidae. The record is from RefSeq and is a predicted model, not a curated record. The transcript is spliced from 4 exons. Gene Ontology annotation, biological process: negative regulation of apoptotic process; protein stabilization. Bases 206 to 571 code for a protein of 121 amino acids.
CGCCUUUCGGAAAAUAACACUGUACAAGUCCGAAAGGAAAAGUUUGAGAGGGCAGCCGCUUUCCCAGGUGAAGCUUCUAGAACCGGAGCAUAAAGAAGGUGUGGCCCUCGCCAGCCCCGCCUCCUUUCUGGGCGGAAGUUACGGGUCAGGUGCCGGAAGUCAUCGGGAGGUGGGGCGUGUGCGGCGGCGUGGUGGUGGCAUCGAUAUGGCGACCGAGGGGGAUGUGGAGCUGGAGCUAGAGACUGAGACCAGUGGUCCAGAGCGGCCUCCGGAGAAGCCACGGAAGCACGACAGUGGUGCGGCAGACUUGGAGCGGGUCACCGACUAUGCAGAGGAGAAGGAGAUUCAGAGUUCCAAUCUGGAAACGGCCAUGUCUGUCAUUGGAGACAGAAGGUCCCGAGAGCAGAAAGCCAAACAGGAGCGAGAGAAGGAACUGGCAAAAGUCACCAUCAAGAAGGAGGAUCUGGAGUUGAUAAUGACAGAGAUGGAGAUCUCUCGAGCAGCAGCAGAACGGAGCUUGCGGGAACACAUGGGAAACGUGGUAGACGCUCUUAUUGCCCUAACCAAUUGAUAUAUGUGUUCUCAGCUAUACCUACUGGUUAAGUUAUUCCAAUAAAGAUUGCUUUUUUUGGGGCAGUUGUAUCAUCUUG